AUGGAUCACGGUCAGGAAGAUCCUUACGACUGGUCAGUCGACCAAGUGGUACAUUACCUCUGUCGCAAUGAAUCUACUCCGUGGUCAGUUUCGAAGCACCCCAGUCCUCUGCCAGACCGGCAGUCAUUAGAAAUUGCGAUUCGCGAACAUGGCAUCACUGGGGAGGUAUUACUUGAGGGACAUCUUGAAGACUUUCUACGAAACAGCCUGAAGUUAAAAGAGGGACCUUUCUAUACAGUGAACAAAGCGAUUCAAUAUGCUCAGCGACAGUCUCGAAAGUAUCAGGCUCAGCAGACCCAAGAACGUUCGCAGCUCGCUUCCACAAUGUACCCGAUAAUGAUGAACAAUGGCAGAGCUUGGCCGAAUCACUUCAACGCACCUUGGAUGUUCAGUCCUAUACCAACUMCCCCGGCCGCGGCCGCCGCUCAGAUACCGCAAAUCACUGCUGCCUAUAUUCCUCCUACGUCUUCAAACGAUAGCGACAAGCUAGCGAACCAACAGUUCCUUUCCGUUGUACAGGCCCCGCAACCUUCGUCGUCUCCUCAAAUAGCUGAACUUGACGAUGUCGAAUUACCCGAUACUCCCACUGGAAAUGGUAAAAACCCAUCUAGCUCGGGUACCCGACUCGCUACACCGACGUCUCCGAACAUACGUCCGAACGAAGCUUCUCAUAUUGAUGAACGUGGUCGAAAGCGAAGAAGACUUGACCUUACGGUCGUUGAAUCUUCAACUACAUUACCAACAAAACGGCCCGCUGAAACCCAAACCCCAGGCCCAUGGUACUUAGGGCCUACGAAAAUCGAUGCUGCGAGUGUCUUUUAUCCAAUCACCUCCGAUUCGAACGAAGAUGAAGAUGACUGGUUCAUUUCCUCCUCCGGACACUCUUCUGGUCAAAGACUAUUCGUUAAACGAAAAAUGCAUAUUUUUUUCCGUAAAAAAGUCAUUGACUUACCUUCGCACAAUGGCGCCCGUCGUUAUGCAAUGUUCCCCUAUGAUGAGGAUGAGGUCAACAACAGCAAGCCCCGAUACUAUACACUCUACACCUCGCACAAAGGUAGAACCGAUGUCAGCAUGAAAUCAACAGCUGAAAAUACCGAAGAAUUGCCAGCAGUCUUACAUCAGGCUCCGCGCCACAAAGUGGAAAGCCCUUAUGACUUGUUGCUGAAGAAGUAUCCACCCAAAGAAGAAUCAGACUCAUAUCCUCUCUUUGGCGAGUCUGGCUCAGAAGGUGCUUAUGACUCUGAAACUUGGGCCGAAAUAGAAGACGAAAAAGAGGGUGCAUCGAAACCAUGCACAUUCCUGUCAAGUCACGAGAUAGAUGCCAUCAUCGAUGAACGCAUUUAUCAUUACGAGGAAUUAUGGAAAGCCAAUUAUUUAUCAAGACUGGAAUCCAAAGCGCACAAAUUAUGGUUAGACGCAACCAGAAAGAAAUGCCGGAACUUACAAAUCAAAGAUGCAUUGGACAAUAUUCAACGCCUCAAAUCACGCUUGGGGAAAUUGAGGAAAGCACUACAUGAUGAUGAAUGGACGAAACUGCCUUCGUUAAGAACCCAGUGCGAAGUUCUAGAGCAAACAAUCUUUGAGAUUGAAACACAGAAGCAUCGCGUUGCCGUAUUGGAAUCACCCCAGUGUCCUCCAAAGCGUUCCUCGCUACCCCGUCCGGCACCACAGCCCAAAAAUAAGGUGAUUCCGCCACUGACCGAUGAAGAGUCGCUCGGCUUUGAGUCUGAUGGUUCCCUGAGAAACUUCAUCGUGGAAGAUAUGGAUGUCGACGUGCCCGGUGGCCCCAGCAAUGCUUUGCCUCAAAGCCACAUUAACAGCAAACCUCCAGUCAUGCCCAACGUCAAAAGCACUCAGGAAAGGUAUACUAGUCCUAUCAAAAUUAGCGACUCUCCUGUUCGAGAAGUUACACCUCAGAAUAACGUUCUUCGCAAUGAUGGUUCCGCAGCUGAUCCUGGCUCUGAGGCAAUUGCUCAGCCUCGCUGCGGCUUUUACUAUUCAUCCGACAGCAACUCAGAUAGUGAAUAUGAGCCGCCCGAACCAGUCCCAGGUAUUGUUGGUAGAAAGAGCGAAAUUAUCGAUUUGACGGUGAGCCCAGCCAAAUCCGAUAUUUCCUCCGCGCGUGGCACACGCUCUGCAGAAACUGAAAAUUUCUCCACGCCUAUCAUGCAUUCUGCAAAAAUCGAAACUCGCCAGGAAGUUAGCGACGAUGUGAUGGUGGUUAUUCCCCCUCCGCAAAAAUUCUAUUCAGUCCCGAAAACUGCACCGAGACCAAACCCAAAGCUUGAUAGACGGAACGAUGCCAGAAACAGAAAUAGAGCAACUCCCCCCCAGACAUUUCUUGAAAAUCCCGGGCAAAUUCUAGACAAAAUGGUUUCGAAGCUUUCCAAAGAUGAACAAACAAGAGUGCUCCAUUGGCUUUCCUCAUGUUCCGCCGACAGACAAAUCAGGCAUCGUAUCAAGAUGGGGUUACAUGCUCUUCGCAAAGACACACGUAGCUUUAAAGACAUGGGGCCUGAGGAUAGUAAAUCUUUACUACAAGCCACAACCUUCUACAUCGCUUGGGUCAAUCGUCAGAUUAUAAAGAAAGAUGGCAUUGAUAAAACGGCCAUUGCCCGAGCUGUUGCUGAUAUCGAGCGUCAGGGAGCUGCAUUUAGCGAUGAUUUUAUCAAAUUCUUAUCACAUUUGCGCCAGCUACUACAAAAGCAUACUACAGAACCUACCACUUUAAGCACAGGGGAUUCCGAUGAUGAUGAGCUUAUCGAUUCUCUUGAUACGCCUCAUAACAAGAGAAAGAGACGAGUCAAAGAAGAUCAAGCAGUGAAAAGCGGGCAGGUGGCAGCUAGGCAGCGUGUCGAAAAUCAAGAACGACAACGAAGAAAUCUUGAAGAACGCCUAAAACGAAUUGGAGUCAGCAAUAGCGACGCAGAGCACCAGGCUGUCAGCUUCGAACAACCAACAGUCUUUCUCCAUCCUCAUAUUGGCCAAUGCGUGAAGCCCCAUCAGCUCGCUGGUAUUCAAUUCAUGUGGCGAGAAUUGAUACAGAAUGAGAAACGUGAUGGCUGUCUUCUAGCACACACUAUGGGCUUGGGGAAGACGAUGCAAGUAAUUUCAUUGUUGGUCACAAUUGCCGCUGCUGCGAAUUCUCCUGAUGAGGAUAUCAGCAAGCAAGUCCCGAAGUUUUUCCACCGUUCACAGACACUCAUUUUAUGCCCUCCGUCGUUGAUUGAUAAUUGGUACGAAGAGUUUCUUAUGUGGACACCCAAAGAUCAUGCCUUGGGCCCGAUCAGGAAAGUUGCUCCUUCGGAUCCUUUAGAGCGAAGGAUGUCCACAGUCGAGUCUUGGGAUGCGGAAGGGGGUAUAUUGAUUCUGAGUUAUUCCCUUUUCCGCAAUUGGGUAGCACCCGAGUUGCAGAAGAAAUCAAAAACCGCACCUGAAAUGCAUUUUCCUACCAAGCUUAAAGACCAGUUGUUGAAGGGACCGAGGAUUAUUGUUGCAGAUGAGGCGCAUCAGAUGAAAAACAAAGACUCACAGCUCGGUCAAGCGGCAGCAAUGCUAGAAUCCAGAAGCCGUAUUGCGCUUACAGGAUCUCCACUUGCCAACAACCUCUUGGAUUAUUAUUCUAUGGUAAAUUGGAUUUCCCCCAAAUAUCUGGAUGAACUCGCUGUUUUUAAGGCAAAGUACCUUGAGCCGAUUGAGCAAGGACUUUUCUUUGACAGUACAUAUCAGGAGCAGCGGAGGUCCCUCAAAAAACUUCAAGUUCUGAAGCAGAUUUUGACACCCAAGAUCAACCGGGCAGACAUCUCGGUGCUAGAGGGCAGUCUCCCAAGUAAGACCGAAUUCGUCAUCACUGUUCCACUCACUGAACUGCAGAAGAGAGCAUACAAUCAUUAUGUGACUUCCCUUACGGACGGCAAGAUGGGCACACAGGUCUCAUCCACUAAUUUCUUGGACUGGCUCGCUGUUUUGGGUCUAUGCUGCAACCACCCAGCUUGCUUUGCCAAUAAACUUGCAGAAAGAGCCGAAGAUCAUGCAACAAAACCCACAAGUGAAGAACCCAUCGACCCAGAUACUUGCCCGGCCGAUGUGCCGUUAGAGCAACUCGGCUUCAAUGAAGCUAUGUGGGCUUCUCAGAAGCAACUCCUUUCAAGUUUCCCUAACUUAGAAGAUCCCAAGCACUCUCACCGAACAGAGAUCUUUAAGAAAAUCGUUGAGGAAUCAGUUCGUGUGGGAGACAAGAUUCUCUGCUUCUCGCUAAGUAUUCCGACGUUAGAUUAUCUUGAAACACUUUUGCGCUCGUCCGGGGUCCAUUUCAGCAGACUAGAUGGUAAAACCGCUGUCAAAAGCCGCCAGGAAGCCGUCAAAGACUUUAACAACCGGGACGACAUCAAAGUAUAUCUCAUAUCGACACGGGCAGGUGGGCUCGGGUUGAACAUUACUGGUGCGAAUCGCGUGAUCAUAUUUGAUUUCAGUUUCAACCCUACUUGGGAAGAGCAGGCGGUCGGUCGAGCUUAUCGCCUUGGUCAAAAGAAGCCUGUUUACAUCUAUCGUUUCCUUUCAGGCGGAACCUAUGAAGAAGUGGUACACAACAAGUCCAUUUUCAAGACCCAACUGGCAAUGCGUGUGGUCGACAAGAAGAACGUCGAGCGGUCAGCCACGAAGUCACUUGGGGAAUACUUGUUUCCUGUCAAGGACGUCAAAAGGGAGGACUUGUCAGAGUAUAUCGGUCGUGAUCGCCAAGUUCUGGACAAGAUACUUUUAGAUAAAGAAUCGGCGUCUUCGAGCAUCCUCAAUAUUGCACUCACGGAAACCUUCCGUCGAGAGAACAACGAAAUGCUCACAGAGGAUGAGAAGAAGGAGAUGGAACAGGAGCUUGAACUGGAGUUACUGAGAAUGUCAGACCCAGCUGCUUACGAGAGGAAAUUGGUAGACUUGAGUCAUCGGCCGGAGCCGACCCUGGUAUACCCCAGCACAAACUACAAUACGUCCGGUUUCAACGGUGCUCCUCUUCCUCCUCUUCCCCCAGCUCGCCCUUCCGUUCAUCACUCUUUUCCGGUUCAAGCUCAAACACCCACCACACCAUCUCCUCAGACCGCGAGAAGCUUUUUCAAUCUUCCGCCAUGGGCUACCACUAGUACGCCAACACCUGUUCCUCAGUCCAAGUUCGCCCAAGAGUCUAGACCCACACAGCUGCCUCCACGUCCCGAUGUCAUAUCUGCAUCGACGGUCAAUCGGGAUCCACCCGAAAGCGCUGCCCAGGCUAUAUUGAGGUCGUUUACUACAUCGUCGGGCGUGACCAAUCAUCAGAAAAACGACAUUCCGUCGCCUCGGUCAGCGACCGAACAACCAUCUGGAUUACCGGAAAAUGUGACUGCGGAGUUGUUGACUGCUCGCUUAAGUGCGAAUUAA
Messenger RNA from Talaromyces amestolkiae, 5409 nucleotides. RefSeq lists its product as uncharacterized. Bases 1 to 5409 code for a protein of 1802 amino acids. The record is from RefSeq and is a predicted model, not a curated record. The transcript is spliced from 2 exons. NCBI's taxonomy places the organism in Eukaryota, Fungi, Ascomycota, Eurotiomycetes, Eurotiales, Trichocomaceae. Gene Ontology annotation, cellular component: nucleus. Gene Ontology annotation, molecular function: ATP-dependent chromatin remodeler activity; ATP hydrolysis activity; ATP binding.